Messenger RNA from Chiroxiphia lanceolata (lance-tailed manakin), 1866 nucleotides. It is a transcript of the gene INTS14, whose product is annotated as integrator complex subunit 14. The transcript has 12 exons. The record is from RefSeq and is a predicted model, not a curated record. Gene Ontology annotation, cellular component: integrator complex. Gene Ontology annotation, biological process: snRNA 3'-end processing. The coding region runs from base 302 to 1582 and encodes 426 amino acids. Lineage: Eukaryota; Metazoa; Chordata; Aves; Passeriformes; Pipridae.
CCCGCGCGCCUCCCUCCGCUCCCCCCGAACAUCCCGGGAACCUCCGGGAGCGGCCCCGCGGAGCGGGAAAGGGUGGUGGGGAGCGCUGGCUGCCUGCUGGGCGGCUCCCGGAGCGCCGGGGCUGCUCCCCUUAGCGCGGCUCAGCUCCUGCCGUGUCCGGGCCUUCCUUUACCCCCGGCGGGAUGUGCUGUGUGUGACCCACUGAAUCUGAGCCAAAUCCCACGUUUUGGGCGAAGUGUUUCGGGGGACAAGGGCGGGUGAUCGCGGUUCUCCGUGAGGGUAGCGUGAGGAGCAGCUCGCCAUGCCCACGGUGGUGGUGAUGGACGUGUCCCUGUCCAUGACCCGGCCCGUGGCCGUGGAGGGCUCCGAGGAGUAUCAGCGCAAGCACCUGGCGGCCCACGGGCUCACCAUGCUCUUCGAGCACAUGGCCACCAACUACAAGCUGGAGUUCACGGCCCUCGUGGUGUUUUCAUCGCUCUGGGAGCUGAUGGUGCCCUUUACGAGGGACUACAACACGCUGCAGGAAGCCCUGAGUAACAUGGAUGAUUAUGACAAAACCUGCCUGGAGUCAGCACUGCUGGGGGUUUGCAACAUUGUCCAGCAGGAAUGGGGGGCAGCAAUUCCAUGCCAGGUUGUCCUUGUCACCGACGGCUGCCUGGGCAUCGGCCGCGGCUCCCUGCGCCACUCCCUGGCCACGCACAACCAGCGCAGCGACAGCAACCGCUUCCCGCUGCCCUUCCCCUUCCCGUCCAAGCUCUACGUCAUGUGCAUGGCCAACCUGGAAGAGCUUCAAAGCACAGAUUCCUUGGACUGCCUGGAAAGGCUCAUUGAUUUAAACAAUGGGGAAGGGCAGAUUUUCACCAUUGAUGGCCCCCUGUGCCUGAAGAAUGUGCAGUCAAUGUUUGGAAAGCUGAUAGACCUGGCUUAUACACCAUUCCAUGCUGUUCUCAAGUGUGGCCACUUAGCAUCUGAUGUGCAAGUAUUUCCCAGACCUGAGCCUUUCAUUAUAGAUGAGGAGAUAGACCCCAUUCCUAAAGCAAUUAAUACAGAUCUAGAAAUUGUUGGGUUUGUAGACAUAGCUGACAUUUCCAGCCCUCCUGUCUUGUCCAGACACUUGGUACUGCCCAUUGCACUUAACAGAGAAGGGGAUGAGGUGGGACCUGGGAUCACAGAUGACACCGAAGAUGAGAAUUCAGCAAAUCAGAUUGCUGGGAAAAUCCCCAACUUCUGUGUUUUAUUACAUGGCAGCCUCAAAGUGGAAGGCAUGGUGGCUGUCGCCCAGUUGGGGCCAGAGUGGUAUGGAAUGCUUUAUUCACAAGCUGAUAGCAAGAAGAAAUCAAACCUCAUGAUGUCACUCUUUGAGCCUGGUCCUGAGCCCCUGCCAUGGCUGGGGAAGAUGGCACAGCUUGGCCCCAUUUCAGAUGCAAAAGAAAAUCCUUAUGGGGAGGAUGACAACAAGAGCCCUUUCCCCUUGCAGCCCAAGAACAAGCGCAGCUACGCCCAGAAUGUCACAGUCUGGAUUAAACCAAGUGGCCUCCAGACAGAUGUACAAGAUCUUGAGAAAUGCAAGGAAACUCCCUGAAAAACUCAGACCUUCUAUAAAGAGCUGAACCGUUUGCGGAAGGCAGCGCUGGCCUUCGGGUUCCUGGAGCUGCUGAAGGGCGUGGCGGACAUGCUGGAGAGGGAGUGCACCCUCCUCCCCGACACCGCCCACCCCGACGCCGCCUUCCAGCUCACCCACGCGGCACAGCAGCUCAAGGUGGCGAGCACCGGAGCCUCGGAAUACGCCGCCUACGACCACAACAUUGCCCCUCUGCAGACAGACUUUUCCAGCAGCAGCACUGAAAGGAUGUGAAGCCUCCAUUU